Messenger RNA from Dermacentor silvarum, 3776 nucleotides. RefSeq lists its product as uncharacterized. Bases 140 to 1237 code for a protein of 365 amino acids. NCBI's taxonomy places the organism in Eukaryota, Metazoa, Arthropoda, Arachnida, Ixodida, Ixodidae. Gene Ontology annotation, molecular function: DNA binding. The transcript has 7 exons. The record is from RefSeq and is a predicted model, not a curated record.
GUAGUUCGGAGUUCCCGCGCGCUUUCGGCUUUUUUUUUAGCGCGUGCAUAGCGCGUGUCUUUGCCGAGUACACGCGGUUCGCGCCCGUUGUCAGUGCGAGUUUCGACAUCCUAUCACCGCGACGGCGUGGCCAGGCAGAAUGUUUACAAACGUCGACGUCCGCGGCGUUGCACGAGGACACUGCUCUCGCGACAGAUGCGAAUGCGACGGCUUUACGCGCUCCCACACAGAGGGACACGUCAGUGGAAGCGGGGUUGUCGAGUGCGGCUGGUGUUGCUACUGCGGACAUGCGCCAGUCUGUCACACUCGUGCCGACCCAAACAUCUUUGGACGGGGAGAAAUUUUUCCUGUCAGCUGGCAAGCUGCCCGGCCACCAUUGCUUGACCAGUCGGUGUGUCAUGACUCUGACAGUGUCAUAUUGGAGCCGGAGGAGCCAGUGCUUGACGAUGUCAUUUUGGAUGAACCAGAGGAUGAGAAGGACGUAUUAAUUGAUGAAAACCAACACCUGGAGCAAAGCAAGGUCACUCUUCUGCAGGAUGUUUCCUUGUUGGACGUUUCGACAUUGAACAGUGAUCUCCAGCAGAGGGUUGAUAUCCUGCAGAAGCUUCAAAAGCUUGAACAGGAGAAUGAGGAGCUAAAGAACCAUAUCGCUGGUAAAAAGAACCUUCCUGAAUCGCUUCCCAAAUUGGAUGAUCGGGGGAAGAGCGUCGGGCACCUGCUACCGGAACAAAAGAACAGCGGUGGGAAAAGAGCAGAUGACUGGGAACUCCUGCCCGAACAAGAGAACAGCCCCAGGAGCGUUUCCAGGAAGGGUCGCAGGAACAUUCCACGGAAGGGUAGCAGGAAGUGUCUCCGGAAGAGUCCCAGAAUCAAUGGCCAGAACAGCUCAGAGGUCAGCAGCAUGUGCAAUGACCCGUCCAUGGUGGAUAUCGGUGGCGGUGUCUUGGUGAAGGAAAAGCAACUGGGCAGGCUUUUCAAUUCCCACAGCAUCAAUGCGACCAAAUUUGGCCGCGGCCUCCUCCGCACAGUCUUCACCCCCGACGAGCUAGAGGGAAAGUGCCUCAUGAGAAGGGGCAGGAAUGGAACCAGAACUCCACUGGACCCGAUCCGAGUGAAGGCUGUCAUAGACUAUACCCAUGCCAAGUUCAAUGUAAACAAACACAGCUUGAAGGCAAGCCUUUCUGCCAUGCUGUGUCGCACGAACGCCGGAUUAAGUCAACCUCUGUCAUUUCGUUGACGUGCAUGUCAGCACGGAAGAUGUUUAAACAUCAGCAGUUUGGUUGCGAGUGACAUGCGAUUCAUUUCUCAUUGAAUCAUCCUGAAGUUUUCAAACUCAUUGUGGGGAUGCACUGCGAUACAGCAGAGCUUUUGUUGUUUAGCUUAGUUCUCAUUUACAUUAUAUUUUUUUCAAAGAUUAACUGCUCAUUAAAUUAGCCAAGUGAUUUCAUCACAGUGUCAUUUUUGUAUGCCAAAGUUCAGUAAAUAUCAAGCUGUUAUAUCAAGGGUUUAUAAGAAGGAAGUGCAACGUGCCAGUUGGUUAUGCACCAUUGAGUCCUCAUAUUUACUAUUUUUGUAGUUUUUGGUUUGUCUUAGCUUUUUAAAAGUGUACUUGGUUUGUUCUUAGUUUGUUCAAGGCUUUGGAGGAAGUAUAGCUCAAUUUAACAGUACACGGUUACAGUGGCUGCCACCUGUGUUCCUAGCUUCAUUAUUGAUCUCAUUUUUGAUUAUAUGUGUAGUUGUGAUCUUUAUUCAUCAGCAUAUGGUUGGCACAAGCUUUGUAUGACAAAACAGUCACAUGGUGGCACAAGCUUUGUAUGACAAAACAGUCACAUGGUGGUGCAAGCUUUGUAUGAUAAAACAGUCACAUGGCUGACAGGCUCUUGUGGUAUCUUUCGGACCAUUAGUUGGCACGACUGUACGGCAAGCAUAAAUUUUGACAAUGGAGAGCAUGCUAAUAGAGUUUGAAAAGCAUGCCCAUAUACGUAUUGCGAUUUACGGGUUACUACUGGCUAAUCGGAGACAUAAAUGUGAGAAGCCACAUUGGGGGUGCCAUCGUGAGAAAUAGAGGAUGUAGAGGUGUUAUUUCAGUGACCAGCUGUAUUCUAAUUUACUGCUGUUGUAAAGAGUCGGCAGCUACAUUAUCGAGAACAUGUGGGCCUUUUCUUAUUUUCCUUUGAAAAGAGCACUUGUGCAACACAAGUGUUUAUGCGAUUAUACAAAGCGUCACCACAAGGUGUCGCUAACAGCGCUGCUCGUGCCGUCCACUUCUCUGGUAUUCUGUAAAUGGCAAAGGUUAUAACAUGCUAAAACUCUAUAAUCAUGCCACCUAUUGCUGUUCUUCGGAGGCCAUUCUGAUUAUUGCUCUUUUUUUGUUAUUUUUAAUUAUUUUUUUUACUUGACAUUCUGUGGUCGUUUGCGCAUUUGUUUUCUGUACUUUGUGUCGUUCUGUUCAGUGAUCGAGAUUGCACUGUGCAUUAGUGCCUUGAGAUUCCACCACACAUUUACCUAUAGUGUUGCUGUUACAGUGUUUGUAAUAGCUAUCAUACUGCUUCUACAUACUUUGUGAUGCAUGUGUACUUGUGCAAAUGUUCAUUGUUUAUUACUGUGCAAUAAGUUCUGUAAUGCUCAUUUCCAAUAUAAUCUUUGAUUCAGCUUUUUACUUUCUGUCUAUCAACUCUGUCAAGGUGUGCUUUAUUUUUUUGUAAAAAAAAACUUGCCUUUGUUGGUUUUGCUAAUCACAAGUUCCAAGUAAGCUUGUUUUUGAAGCUCUUUCUGUUUGCAACUUGAAACUACCAUCUGGUAGGCUGUUGGUUGCUUCCUCAACUUACAACAAUAGAUGACAGAAGCAUGCCUUUGUAAUCUUGUAUGCAAGUGUGAAUGUCAAGGUACUUAUCAACAUUUGGAAGUGCAUCAUUUGAAAUACUUGGGUGCAUUAUUGCACAGGAGAGAAGUCUUCAAAAUGAAGCAAACAUUAGCGAAAAAAAUAUUUUGUGAUCGAAUAACAAAUUGAACAGAUAUAAGAAAAAGUCUUACAAAAUGGGUUUAUUUUGCUUUAUGAAUAAUGCUCAGAAAUCGAAAUGGUAUUAGUAAAUAGUUCGCUUGAAAGGUCAGUCAAGCCUCUGCAGUGCUUCGGAAAGUGCACCAUUUUUACAGGUUAUUCUCUUAUUGGAGUGAACCUACUUGGGUGUUUAGGUCGUGAGUGUACAGCACUGAGAAUUACAGCACAUUGCAUUAAUUUCACCGUUUUCAAACCUGAGCCAAAGCAUUAACAGGGUGACAUGAUAAAAUUGAUGGGUGAGGCAGAUGAAACUCGGGUGAAGAACGAUAUAAUUUCGCUUGCUGUUUCAUAUGUUGACGAGUUUAGCUGGAAGUGAUUUUGAAAAUGCUUUCUAGGCUCAAGUCGUAUAAAAGAUGUCAUUUCGUGUCGAGAGGCUUCAUACCUACCCUGUUACUGUUAGAGGCAGCGCACUGGGCAGAACGGUUGGAUUAGUACAUAUGUUUGAAAGCUCUGUAAUAUUUGCUCGAGCAGUUAUUUCCUAUCAAGUAUGUGGCUUCUAAUCACAUGUGUUCUCUUCAUUUGUUUUCUUUCUUUGUUUUAAGUGCAAGAAAUAUGCACUCAGCAGUUGUAUGUUCUGGAGAGCGCUCUACAGCAGGUACCUAAUUGGAUGGUUCAUUCAAUUGCAUUGCAUGGCUCAUUUAAUUUCAUACAACUGGUGAAUUCGCUUAAAACCUAUAACUGAACUAAAGCUUUCAUGAAGCGAAUAAAUGCUAUUUCA